This is a messenger RNA of Chanos chanos (milkfish), 1680 nucleotides long. It is a transcript of the gene fancc, whose product is annotated as FA complementation group C. Bases 1 to 1680 code for a protein of 559 amino acids. The transcript is spliced from 14 exons. Lineage: Eukaryota; Metazoa; Chordata; Actinopteri; Gonorynchiformes; Chanidae. Gene Ontology annotation, cellular component: Fanconi anaemia nuclear complex. Gene Ontology annotation, biological process: cellular response to oxidative stress; interstrand cross-link repair; nucleotide-excision repair. The record is from RefSeq and is a predicted model, not a curated record.
AUGGGUCCCGUCUCGGAGUCCCAGGUGCAGUUCUGGAUGGCCAAAGCCGUGGACUGGGGAGAGGCCACGUCCCCCUCCGUCCAGCAGGACACGGGCCGACACCUGGGAGAACUGAGGGGGUUCCUUCUCCAGGUCCUCCAGUCUCUCCAGCAAGCGAGCUCCACCACAGAGGCGAUAAGGACCCUUCCCUUUGUUGGGCAGUUUCUGGGAAGACUUUGCUGGAACCCAUAUGUUACCGCUGAUGAGCAAAGCCAGACACUCCUGUUGCAGUGCCUGUGGUGUCUGUACAGUGUGGAGCCUCAGAGCGCGGUGGAACGCAGAGCCAAUGAGUGGAUCAGGACUUUACUGUGUCAGUUGGCCUCUGAGGAGGAGAAUACAGUCCAGUAUGCUCUGAUUAGCUGUGCUGGUUUAAGACCCAGGGAGUACACACUGAGAACUCUGGAAAAGAUGGUGUCAGUGUUGACGGAGGAGAUCCGUGGAGGGUGCGUCAGUUUGACAAAUCCGUCGGAAAGGUGCUCUUGUGAAAACGUCCGUCAUGUGUCAGUGGCGAGUGUCCCGCUGGUCACGUGUCCCCAGGCGUCUCCUCUGAUUGGUGGCCUGCUGAAACGUCCAGUGACGUGUAACCGAGGUGCUCUCUGUGAAGAGUUCAUUGAGGCAGUCAGCAUUGCCUGGCUUGAGAAGAAGCUGGUCAUUGAGGAGCCCGCAUUGAUUGCCCUGUGGUGUCAUAGCCUUACCAGCCUAGAGGGGGCAGUCAUGAGCCUCAUAGAGUCUGUUCUUUCUGGUGCAGAUUCAAUGCCACAAAACAUAGAAGACAAGGUCACAGACUCUCUCCUGGCUAAAGCUUCCGCCCUUGACUGCUCCAUAUUCCUAACAGUAAAUGAAAUUUUCAGGGCUAUGCUGAUGGAACUGGAUGGGAAUCUGCAGUUGCAUGCACUUAUUCAUACUUUCACGCGCUGUUUCCUCCAUACUCUAGGUGCUCAACGCCUACAGGAGAGCCCGUCUCUGAAGGCCUACUUUCCUCUCGUCCCUCUGAAUUUACUCACGCCCCUGCUUACCUCACCUUCAGAGGUGCCCAAGGAAACAUGGCAGGAUCAUGUGAGUUGGAUCAGUGCUUUACUUCAGAAGAUUACUGAAAAGAAGGAAGAGGAGGAUAAGGAGGAAAGUCCCAGGUGGUGCCGUGAUGUGUUUGAAGCCUGGUUCUUGCUGGUGCAGUGUGGGGACUGGGUCGACGUGGCCACUCAGUUGCUUGUCCUUCCAGAAUCUGAAGGAUGUUUGUCUCUCCUCUGGCUGAUACAUUUCUACCAUCAUCCCACCAACAGGGGGCACCAGAGCUCUCAACAGAUGUCGCUGGGGAGAGAAGUGUGUGAUCAUUUGAGGAUGCUUUUCCUGGGCUCUCCUCUUCCUUGUGAACGUGUUGUGGCGAUACGAGACCUUCUGUCUUCCACCCUGUCUUCAAACCUUGUCCUACAUCUCCUGCUCAACUUUGCCAUCUUCUCUCAAGGAUCCAUCACCACAUGCAAAGACAUCAUGUCCAAGGUGUUGAUAGAGCAGAGAGUGAAGCAUGUAGCAGCAUGGGCCUUUACCACCAUCAGGCACAGACUAAACAGAGACGCCUCCAAAGAUGCCAGGGUUCAAUCCAGGUUGAGGACGAUUCAGGAGGUUCUUGGCAGUUUGCCUUAA